This is a messenger RNA of Lachnellula hyalina, 1032 nucleotides long. Its product is annotated as putative pathogenesis-related protein. Lineage: Eukaryota; Fungi; Ascomycota; Leotiomycetes; Helotiales; Lachnaceae. The coding region runs from base 1 to 1032 and encodes 343 amino acids. The transcript has 2 exons. The record is from RefSeq and is a predicted model, not a curated record.
AUGCGUACCGCUACCAUCAUCACCCUGUUUUCCGCAGGCUUGACUGUGGCCACCCCGAUGCACCAACUCUUCCACCACCAUGCUAAGAAGGCCCUUGUCACUGAUAUUGUUACUGAUAUCGUCACUGUCUAUGUCACAGCUGGUGAAGUUUUAACACCUGCUGCUGAGUCAACAACUGUAUCUGUAGCUGCAACAUCUGCUGCUGAGUCUACAACUGUAGCUGCAGCUGCAACAUCUGCUGCUGCCGUGUCUCUACCCGUGAAGGAGCAUUUCCACCACAGCCACGACUUCAGCGCUGCUGUUUCAACUGAAGCUGCACCUACAACUAUCAGCAGCUCAGUCGAGGUCUCGAUUCCUGCCCCAACCUCAUCUGCUGCUCCUACGACCGUUGUUCCCACUUCAGUUGCGGCUCCCUCAACAGCUGCAGCCUCAUCAGUUGUCACCCCAUCUUCAGUUGCAGUUGUAGCUUCCUCAUCAGCUGCCGCUCCGGUCGCUUCCGCCACCGACUAUAGUUCCACUGCUCUCUUCAACCAUAACCAGCACCGUGCGAACCACUCUGCAUCUGAUGUAACCUGGAACGCAACCCUUGCCGGCUUUGCUGCCACCAGCGCGGCCAAGUGUAUCUUCAAGCAUGACAACGACGGAUACGGACAGAAUAUUGCCGCUUGGGGUGCCUCCAACGGUGUUCCCUCGGACUCUAGCGCUGUUGCGAAUGCUAUUACUGAGGCUUGGUACAACGGCGAGGUUGGUGACUUCCCAUUCAACGUAGCCGACAUUACUCUCGACACGUCAGGUUUGUACAACGGCCAUGAUAUCCUGCACUUUUCUCAAGUCGUCUGGAAGGACACCGUGAGUGUUGGAUGUGCAAGCGCGACAUGCGGUCCCGACACUGUGCUAGGCCAGGCCAGCUACGACUCGGUGUACACCGUCUGCAACUAUUACCCUGCUGGUAACGUGGGCGGCGAAUACAUCACCAACGUUGGCACCGCGACCGGAGCUAUCGCAGAGAUGACUGAGGCAAUUUCUGUUUGA